Messenger RNA from Phragmites australis (common reed), 3607 nucleotides. RefSeq names its product serine/threonine-protein kinase STE20-like. The record is from RefSeq and is a predicted model, not a curated record. Gene Ontology annotation, biological process: signal transduction; protein phosphorylation. Gene Ontology annotation, molecular function: protein kinase activity; protein binding; ATP binding. The coding region runs from base 367 to 3399 and encodes 1010 amino acids. NCBI's taxonomy places the organism in Eukaryota, Viridiplantae, Streptophyta, Magnoliopsida, Poales, Poaceae. The transcript is spliced from 8 exons. Gene Ontology annotation, cellular component: cytoplasm.
CAAAGCCAAUGAACUGCUUGGUAGAUGAUUCAAUUUAGACCCUAACUCUAAUCCAGCUCACCUUGAAAUCUACUAGUAUUAUUCUAAAAUAAGCCCACCCAUCUAUAUAUAACAAUCUCCCAAGCCUCACACGUGUAAGGUGGAAGGUGAGUACCAGCUCAUAAGCUUUCAAGAGCGAUCUCAUCCUUUAUCCGAAGAUGUUGAGGACCUCCAAAGCCAGCGGGGAAGAAAACUACAAUUAACAGAAAAAGGAUGCCUCAGUGAGGCUAUGUGAUUCAGUUCAUGUCAGGUAAUAUCCUAGUUCACUUGGAUACGGAAAAUGGAAUGAGAAAUACAGCUCAGAUCAAAUGCUAACCUGCAUAGGUAAUGUCAAAGAACACAGUGUAUUCUCCAAGCAGUUUAAAAACAACUGGAACUGGGGGUCCUGAUGCUGCACAUCUAAUAUAUUCAAAAGCUUUUCCAUCAAGUGUCCCCAAUAUCAGCCCUAGGCCACCAGUGUUUUUUGUAACAACUGGGCAGAAGCAGUUGUUGAACUACUCCUUCCAAACCGGCGAAGAGUUUGCUCUUGAAUUCAUGCAAGACAGGGCAAACGCAAGGAAGCCUUUGGUUCCAAUCAUCUCUGAUGACAGGACCAUCAACACCAGCUACAUUCCUUGGAAGGAAGAAGAUGACAAUUCUCAAGAUAAACCAUCAAAAAAGCUUCUCAAAUUUCCUUCAUUCAGUGAAACAAGUAGUCAAGAAUCAAAUAAGAGGAACCCACAAGAGAUCUAUAGCUCUGGAUCAACCGACAUGAAGUUCCUUUGCAACUUUGGUGGCAGAUUCCUGCCAAGGCCAAUAGAUGGCAUGCUCCGGUAUGUUGGUGGUGAGAAGCAUCUGGUUCGGGUUAGCCGAGGAAUGUCAUUGCAAGGACUGGUCAGCAAGACAACCAAGCUCAUCAGGCAAGCUCACAUAAUCAAGUACCACUUGCCCGGGGAGCAAGUGAAUGUGCUCAUUUCUGUUGCCUCUGAUGAUGAUGUUCACCACAUGAUCGAUGAGUGCAUUGUACUAGAAGAAAUCAAUGAAAGACCAGCUAUGUACCUAUUUACUGAUGAAGAUGAUGAGCACCAUGUACAUUUUGCGGUAGGAAGCUCAUCAGAUGAAGAUACUGAAGCACAAUACAUCGCUCUUAUAAAUGGAUACGGAUACACUGGGACAGGUGAGAAGUUAAGUGGACAAGGUCCUGGGAGUGCAUCAGCCAGUGAUCUGGAUCAGCUGAUGUUUGAUAUUGAGGAUGAGGGAUCGCUGACGGGCAGGACUGAAGAAGCUUCAGCACACAUUAGAAACAAGUGUUCACAAAAUUCUGUUACAGCACCACCGAAGGCAUCCAGGAUCCCUCUACAUAAGAUGCCUCGCAUUUUCAAUCAAGACAGCGCCGUGUGUAGUGAUAAAGGAGAGGUGAGUUCCUAUUCUGCUAGAAAGUCAAGAAAUGUUAACCCUGUUUCAUCUAUGCCAUCAGAAUUCACAUAUCCAGCUAAGUGGGACCGAUAUGGUGGUAAUGCAACCUCUAGGCAGCUUCCUGAAAUGCAAAGGACAACAACCAACAUGUCCAAGAUAGAUCAUUAUGCUGAAAGAGAUAAGGAAAGCAGAUCAUCAAGAACAGAGUUGCUGAUACCAUCAGAUGACAACAGUUUGAGGAUGCCAUCACUGAAUUCAAAAUACAGCAGCCAAGUGCCACAUACCAGUGAUGUCAAUAAGUUGCUGAGGAAACAGACUGAGCCAAUCAUCCAAUUUAUCCAGUCCAACAAUUCAACUGAGUUUCAGAAGCUGAUGACAGAAGAGCCUGUUGGAAGAGCUGUACAUGUAAUGCUUGCAUCUCCUUCAGGAGAUUAUGAGAAACUGGCCUACAAAUGCCUGAGCUCUGAUGAAAGCAUGAUAUAUACGAGAAGGUGUAGCCCCCAAGAAGACACUAUACUUUGUUCUGAUACAGCUCAGCUUGGCAAAAUUAGAAACAGUCAGUUGCAUGACAGGACAGAGUUGCCUGCUCGUAGUCAGUCAUCUGGGUCAAAUGAAGCAGGAGCUCACAUAUUGUAUCACGACAAUACGCAAAUAAGUGUGAAUCCGUAUACCCAUGAGCAGCUAUUUAUAGUUAAUACCACAGGGAAUCUACAGCUUCCACUUCCUGAUGUUAUGUGCAGUGGUGCUACCAAGAAAGAUAUCUCUUCUAUACCAAUUGUCUAUGACAGUGAAACAGUACAUUCCCCACGUCCCUUUACAUCUUCAGAUAGCAAGGCAGCUGAGCUGCAGAAAAAUAAUGCUGUGCAUGCUUCGAGGGACAAACAAGAAGCUUCUCCCAGUAGCGGACGACAGGACGUAGAACUAUCAACAAUUGUUUUGCCUCCUUCACCUGGAGGUGAUGGCAACCGUAUGCAGGCUGGAGCUCCAUCAGAAGAAGUUAUAGAAAAUGCUGCUGCACCAAUCUCAGAGUUUGAGGUACAUGGAACCAGGGACAAUGAACUGGCGCUUCCUUCAAAUGCAUCAUUGGGCAGAGACAUUAUAAGCAAUGUCCAGAUAAUAAGCAAUGAAGAUCUCGAAGAUCUGCAGGAGAUGGGUUCUGGUGCAUUUGGAACUGUCUUUCAUGGAAGAUGGAAAGGAACAGAUGUUGCCAUUAAAAGGAUAAAGAAUAGCUGCUUCAUGUAUCCAUCACCUGGGACAGAUAAGCUGAUUGCGGAGUUUUGGAGAGAAGCAGCCAUCCUCUCGAAACUUCACCACCCUAACGUGCUGGCAUUCUACGGGAUUGUGAAUAAUGGACCCGGGGGAACAUUAGCUACUGUGACAGAAUUCAUGGCCAGUGGAUCCCUCAAGAAAGUCCUUUUGCACAAAGAAAAAUUUCUUGAUCGGCGCAAGCGGAUAACUCUUGCUAUGGAUGCGGCUAUUGGAAUGGAAUACAUGCAUUCCAAGGAUAUAAUUCAUUUUGAUCUGAAGUCUGAUAACUUGCUGGUGAAUCUCAAUGAUCCAUCUCGUCCCAUAUGCAAGGUAGCUGAUUUUGGUUUGUCCAAGGUGAAACAGACAACAAUGGUCUCUGGUGAAAUGAGGGGAACUCUUCCAUGGAUGGCUCCUGAAAUGCUUGAAAUGAGCAGCAAUAGGGUAUCAGCCAAGGUUGAUGUGUAUUCUUUUGGAAUCAUAAUGUGGGAAAUACUCACGGGCCAGGAACCAUAUUGUGACAUGCACCAUGGAGGAAUUUUAGGAGGAAUUUUGAGCAACACACUGAGGCCACCAGUGCCGGCAUCAUGUGAUCCAGAAUGGAAGGAACUGAUGGAGCAGUGCUGGUCAAGUGAGCCUGAGAAAAGACCAUCCUUCACAGAAGUCGUGAGCCGCCUCCGUUCCAUGCUAGAAGCCAACCAGAGCAAGCCACUAAGCUAACUUGCAUGAGGACCACUAUCUAUCUAUGCUUUGAGUCCAUGGUGCAAACUUGCCUGCGUAUAUAUUCAUACUGUGUGGUUUCAGCAUAACUUUGCAUCCACAGCUCUUCAAUCUGUAUGUGUGUGAGUGUUGAUAUUUUUUCUGCCUGCUGGUGUGCUGUUGUGGAACCAGUUAAUAAGAUAUGAAUGCAAUUUUCACUUCCUUCUCA